Molecule: messenger RNA, 10158 nt
Organism: Podarcis lilfordi (Lilford's wall lizard)
Lineage: Eukaryota; Metazoa; Chordata; Lepidosauria; Squamata; Lacertidae
Source: the annotation of a GenBank genome assembly
AUGCAGACUGAUGGCAAUUUUCUCUUUCAGAAAGUCCAAGGUGGGCUAAAGGUAAGUAGCUGUGGUCCUUCUCUGUGGCUGCCAAAUAUGGACUAUGCCAAACCCUUAAUCUGCAGAAGAAUGCUUUUGUUACUUUACUUUUUUUAUUCCACUUUUUAGCUAAAAUUGGUCCCCAGGUCACAAAAAAUUGGGGGUCCUUUCCCUCUGGCUUACAAUUGAAAACAAAACAAAAUGGAUUGGCACAGAGGAAGAAAUCUGUAAAUGAGCUGCAAGUUCUUCCAGUGUCUCACUAGACAGGGAUAGGUCAAAGAGACACAGAAUCAGAGGUGGCCUCCCAGCUGCAGUGAUGGAGUGGUCGUGCCUCUCUUCUGCUCUCUCUGCUACUGCAUCCUGUGACAUAUUCAUCCUUGUUUGUUUGUUUGUUGCAUUUAUACUCUCUCUUUUUUUUCUCCAAGGAGCUCAAGUUGGUGUGCGUAGUUCUCCUUUCCUCAUUUAAUCCCCACAAAAAUUCAAUGAAUUAAGUUAGAUGGAGAGGGAGGGACUGGCCCAAGGUCAUUCAUGACAGAAUGAGGAUUUGAACCCUGGUCUCCCAGGUCCUAGUCCUAGUACAACAAUCUAACUACUCUGACUCUCUCAUCAGCUUCUUUUAUAUAACUCUGUUGGGCACUAUGCAGACUGAUGGCAAUUUUCUCUUUCAGAAAGGCAAGGAUAAGCUGCAUGUAAGUAGCUGUGGUCCUUCUCUGUGGCUGCCAAAUAUGGACUAUGCCAAACCCUUAAUCUGCAAAAGAAUGCUUUCGUUACUUCACUUGCUUUUAAUUGUGCUGCUGUGGAUUUGUUUUUUAUAGUCACCAAGAUUAAGGAGGAGGGAGAUCUAUCUGUGUAGUGAAAGAGUGAAUUCACAGUGAUUUAUUAGUGAGACAAAAGCCCUUCAAAUCUUGUUGAACUGCAUCAUGCAUCAACCUCAGCCAACAUAGAUAAUAGUGAAGGCUGAUGGGAGUUGUAGGUCAACAUAAUCUGGAGGGUCAGGUGUUUCCCACUCCUCCUAAGCUCUCCCACAUGGGUUGAAAAGCUGCCAUUCAUUGCUAUGUGGGAAAACAAAGCAUAAACCUGCCUACCAGGCCCGACACAGAGUAAUUGGGCCCUACCUUUGCUCAGUUUAUUAUUUACAUUAAAAAAGAACUCUAUUUUAUCUCUAAAAGUGACUCCCAGAGAACUAAUUUCAAGAAGAAAAAACAAAAGAGAACCACUGCCUUCAGGCUUACAAUUCAAAAAGACAGGGAAAUUCAAAUGGGAGCCAGCCCUGAUCUGAGGUUUCGUCAGUGUACACCAGCACUGCCUUGGUGUCUAGAUCUGCAAGCCACCACUUUGAUUUCCCCAAAUGAUGGAGUGUCACUGCAAGGCAUCAUGGGGAAACUCCAAUGCCUGCCUAAAACUCUUACGAUAACCGCUGCUAUAGGCAGGAUUCUGCUGCUUUCCUAGGGGCUACCUCAAAAUGGCAGCCUGCCCUGGUCUCAGGUUGUGUCAGCGCACAAGAUUUCAUGUAACAAAUGAGCCUUCCAUGCUCAAGGAUGAAAUUUCCAUGUCCAUUCAAACCCCAGUGACCCAGAGCAUCCUCCAGGAGAAUCUUUUGUGUACCCAAGGUUUGUUGAUGGAAAAGCAGAAUUGAGUCACCCUUGUUUUAUUUUUCAUUCCUCAGAAACAUGUGCAGAGCAAAAGAGAUCUUGUGAGUAUAUUGUAAUGCAUCACAUUGGCAACGCACAAACAUACAUACACAUACUGUUGGGAUUUUUGACUACGUGCCAUUCUGUGCAGCUUCACACAGAAUCAAUUAAGAGUUGGCCGAAGGCCAAGGAUGACUGAGCAGAGAGGAGUUAUCUAACUGGAGAUAUAGGACCUUGGAUAUAGCUCUACCAUUGGCUGAUGUCUCACACAGGCAUGAUGACUUAUGAUCUUACUGACUGAAGUGUUUGUUGGUCAGUGUGGAGUUCUGAGAAUCGUUUGGAGUUUGUCAGAGAGGGCUAGUUAAGAUCCAUAUCUGUAUCUGUUCUUGUGUAUAGUAACUUGUAGAGCCUGCUGUAAAUAAUAAACACCUCUAAGUAACCAAGUUACUAGUAACAGCAUUUUGUUCCUGCUUCGUCCAUCCUGCCUGCAACUGAUUGCUUUCUGGAACUCUGUGUAUGCUCUGCUAAGGUCUGGCUAAGGUCCUGCAACAGGUCAAAGUUGUGAGACACCAAUACAUACACACACACACACACAAACACACACCCCACUACAGGAACAGCCCGAUCCUCCUCAAGUGCAGCCCCUCUAAUGACUACUAUAGUCACUAUGACAAGGACUGGCAGAUCUAAGCAGUCCUUCUCUUAUAUAACCCUAUUGUACAUUAUGCCGUAAUAAUAAUAAUAAUAAUAAUAAUAAUAAUAAUACUGCAGAUAAAAAUAAAUGACUCUCAAGAUUGCUGGCAUUUUUCUCUUUCAGGAGGCUUUGGAUGACGAUGUGGAUGUAAGUAUGUGCAUUCUCUGUGACAUGUAAGGACCACAACAGGGUCAAGAAACUUAAUUUGCAGAAAUACUCUCUUGUUGGUUCCCUGCCCCCCUCUAAUUAAGCUUCAGAGGCAUUACUUAAAAUUCCACAGAUGGAGGCAGCAUUUCUUCUGAAUACAUUCUAUGCCGGAAUGCACAGAAGAGGAGAGGGGUCUUGGACUCAAAUCUUGCUUGUGCGUUUCCUGCAGGUUUCUGGUUGGUUAUUGUGAGAAUAGGCUAGAUAGGACACCAGACUCUAUCCAUGUAAUAAGAGAGUAAAUGCGCACUGCACUAUAACUGAGAUGAAGAAGAAAUACCCAGGGUGGACUGUGCCAAUAGGCCUAGAAUUCUGAAAAAGGAGUGUGAAGUUGGAACACAGCCUAGGGAGCAAAACAUGCUCAUUACUUCUAGGUGCACCUGAGCCAGGGCUCAGAUACUGACCUUGCAAUGGCCAUAUCCCACCUUCCUGGGUCCAGUGCUGCCUGAGGGACGGGCAUUAGUGUACCCCUUUCUUUUCUUUUCUUUUCUUUUCUUUUCUUUUCUUUUCUUUUCUUUUCUUUUCUUUUCUUUUGGCCAUAUCAUUUUUAUUAAUUUUACAAUAUUGCUUUCCAUUACAAUUUCUCCUCUUAUAUUUUACAAUUUGGCUUUUUGGGGCCAUGACUUCCUUCAAACCUUCCUUAUGAUUUUCUACCUUUCAUUUCAAAUUUCUGCAUUUUCACUACUUAACCAUUGCUUUCAAAUCAAAAACAUCAAAGCACCAUAUUUUCUUAUUCUUCUCUGCGGUGAUUUUUAUACCUUUCCUUACAAAGCUUCUUGAAAUCCUACCAAUGUGUUUGAUUGACUACAAUUGUCUUUCAAACAAUUUACAAAUUUAGUCCAGUCCUUGAUGAACUUCUGGUCCCACUGUUCUCGGAUUCUUCCCUUCAUUUUGGCCAGUUCCACAUUCGCCAUUAACUUCAAUUGCCAUUCUUCCUUUGUCAGUAAUUCCUCUUGUUUCCACUUCUGUGCUAAUAAAAUUCUUGCUGUGGUUGUUGCAUAUAGGAAAAGCUUAGUAUCUUGUCUGUUAAGUAGUGUACCUCUUUCUUGCACCUUGCCUUUCUUCAUUUGAGGCCCUUGCCACCACCAAAUAAGAGAUCAAUUAAUUCCCAGGUUGCCUCUCAUCAAACAGCCUCCAAAACUUUCCCAAGGUCUCUUUAAAGCCUUUUUUAGGUAGCCAAGAUGUAGACUGUCUACAGUAAGCUAAGGUCACACAGCUUUAUGAAACGUAAAUCCACUGGGGCAAGGAAAUCAUGGUGUUUGACUCUGGUAGCCACUAUGGGGACUGACGGUCAUUUUCUUUUUCAGAAUCUCCAGGAGGAAGUACUUGAGGUGAGUAUCUGUGGGGCUUUCUGUGUUUGCGUCCUAUAUAACGGAUUAGAGUAGCACCAAAAGGCUCAGGAGCAGAAUAACACAUUGGUUUGUUCUCUUCCCUUAAUUGGGUUACCACAGAAUAUUUAAAAGUCAUUGAGGAAAAGAAGGAGGAAGAGCAUUUAUCCAUAGAAAGGAAGGCUGAACUGACAGAACUGAGAAGAGGAAACUUCAGUUCCCAGGAUACUCUGGGGGAAGUCAUGUGCUUUAAAUCUAGGGUGUGAAACUGCCCUAGGUUAUUAAGAGCAUUCCUUGUCUCAGGUGGGUUUCCACAGUGAUCAGCUGUGGCGAUCCAUUGAGUUUGAUAUAUGCUUCUGCCAAGGGCCAGCCCAACCACUAGGCAAGGUGAGGUGACAGCCUUGGGCAGCAGAAUCCACAGGGACAGAAGGUCUGGCAUCCAAGGAAUGCACUGUCUGCUGGUGACACUGAGAGCCCCACCCCCGCAGUGGCCUCAGAUUCCCACUUCAGUUGUUGGGUGUAGUUUAUUUUAUUCCUCCCCUUGCUCCCAAUGUGGAUCUUCACUUACCCCUCCUUCCCUGGUGGGGAGGAGAGAAUUUUGCAGAUUGCCCAGACACCAAAACAUCUUAGACCAGCCCUGCUUGUGCCCCUUUGUCACUGCCACCAGCUGUAGACCUAUGAUGUGCAAGCUCCUGGGGGGCAGAGGCCAGCACCCCCUUUUCCUCUUGUCAUUUUCAUCCUCACCUUCCUCUGUCAUAUAACUGCAUUAAGCACUAUAUACAUUGUCUGCAAUUUUCUCUUUCAGGAUGCGGUCGAUCCAUUGGUAGUAGUAAGUAUCUGUGAGCUUUCUCUGUUUGUGUCAUGAAUGGACUGCAAUGGUGUAAAAACAAAAAUAACUGGCAGAGGAACUCUUUUGUGGUUCCCUUGAAUUCUGCUUCCAUGGAAUUUUUUAAAAGCCAACAGAUGAAAGGAGGAGGAAGAACAUCCAGCCGUAUAAUGGAAGAGUGAAUUCGCACUGUUCUGUUAGUAAGACACAAAAGAACCCAGGGUGGAUCUGUGCCAAUCUGCCUGGCAUCCUGAAAAAGGAGUGUAACCCUGAACACAGUUGAGCAAUGGGGAAAGAGGACCAUUAGUCCAAAGUGCAUAUUGGCUCAAUGUAGUAUUAUACAAGUUAUCCUUUAAUUGGUGGAGUAAAGGACCUAAUUUCCGCUCCAUAAUUCCAAAGGAGGCAAUCCACAGGCAUUAAUACAGCACCAUCCUGUGGGAGCCAGCACUGCCUUGAUGUCUGGAUCUGCAAGCCACCAUUUUAAUUUCCCACAAUGUCCAGCAUGCAGGAUUUGACAUAACAAAGGCCUUUCGACCUCAAGGAUGGGAUUUUCAUGCCCAGUGACUCAGAACAUCUGCCAAGAGAGUCUUGCCUGUCUGCAAGGUUGUAGAUGGAAAAGCAGGAUUGCUUUAUUUUUCAUCCCUCAGAACCCCCUUUCGCUGGUAAAAAGAGAUCUUGUGAACAUGUUGUAAUGCGGCACAUUGGUAAAUGACACACACCUGCACAGGUACAGCCCAAUUUUCCUCCUCAAGUGUAGCACCCCUAGUGACUACCAAAAGGGCUGGCAGAUCUAAGGCGUCCUUCCUGUUAUCCCUCUCAUCAUAGUCUUCUCUUACAUAAUCCCAUUGUGCAUUAUGCCAAGUGAAAGCCAUUUUCUCUUUCAAAAUGUCAAAUAUGUGGUUGACUCAAUGACAGUACAUAUCUGUGGGCUGUUUAUUUUUCUUACUCUGUCUCCUAGUGCCCACUAUUCUGGGGCAUUGUGGGAACGUGUAAGGACAGCUUCCAGUGGAGAUCUGGAGCAUUAUAGGGAAUGUAAAGGUUUCUAUUUAUAUGCCACUCAACCUACAAAAUCCUUAGGCAUCAGCAACACUAAGAAAUGAGAAUAGGGUGGUUCCACUGUAGCUUGAUGUUCUCCAGGGCAGCAGGUGGCAUCUGCCGAAGACAAGCUAAGCCAGGUCAAAGCAGAAGGUAGGCAAAAGCAGGACCUUGGACAGUUCCCAAUAACCCAACUGGUUGAAACUACCUGGAAUGGGAAUAAAAUGCUAACAUGGCCAUUGGACCACGAGAGGCAGGGAGAGGUUUGUUAGGCUGUGGAGGGGUGUUGGGGUUUGGAAGUUUGGUUGACUGGGGAGGAGAGUGUCCUAUUUUGAGAUUCUUUGCCUUGAUCGACAAAGGGAGGAUCAGGUUGCUAUUAUGACAUUUUUGUCUGGACACAGCUGCUUUCAUAUUCAGAUCCCCAAAACAGCGAAAAUUUGAAUUUUAAUAUUCCCCAAGGCUAGGGAUGGGGAAGCUACAAUGCUCCAAGUGUUGUUGGUCACCUACAACUCCCACCUCCCCUGACUAUUUGCCACGCUGGUGGGGGCUGAGGGAAUUUGAAGUCCAACGUCUCAAGCACCACAGGUUCCAGUGCAGGAAAUGUGUGCAGGAAAUUAUGGCUAUAACAUAAAAGAGGCAUUCAAAAAUAUGUACCUUACUGUUGAAUCAUAGACUCAUAGAGUCAUCCAGUUGGAAGGGAACCCAGGGGUCUAGUCCAACCCCCUGCUGUGCAGGAAUCUCAACUAGAUCAUACCAGACAGAUGGCCAUCCAACCUCUGCUUAUAUACCCUUGGAGGAGAGUCCACCACCUUCCGAGGGAGUCUGUUCCACUGUUGAACAGCUCUUACUAUCAGAAAGUUGUUGAAUGCAUUGAAUGUGUUGAGAGGAGGGUGUUUUUAUGUUCUUAAGAAACUUCAUAUAAAAUGUAUACAAUUAAAUGCAGACUUCUAAUGCGUUCCUUUGAAACAUCAAGACAGGAUGGGAACAGACCUGUGAUCCAGGAAUGAUGAACCAGGAACGAUGGACCAAAUCAGCUGCCCAUUCCAUCCUUAAUAGUAAUUGUUCUUUGCUUCCUAGACUGAAGAAGAGGUAGCUCAGCCUGAAAGUGGCAACGGUCACGGCAGAGGCCAUGGCAGAGGCAAAGGCAAAGGCAAAGACAAAGGCAAAGGCCGUCACCAUGACCAUCACCAUGGCCAUGGCAAAGGUGAAGGCAGAGGCCAUCACCAUGGCCAUGGCAAAGGCAAAGGCAAAAAGAAUGAGGUGAGAAAUGAGGGCACAUUUUUAUGGAUCGCUCUUUCCUACCUUUCCUUCUGAUCCUUGGCUUUUGGGGCUCUCUUCUGGCUACCCAGGUGCAGUCAUAGGUCACUCACAUGCUGCUGGCCAGGGAGGAAAUGCAGCCCCACCAAACAGAACAAAAGAAGUAACAAAAUGGGCAUUCAAAUGUGUGCAUGCAAAACGUAAUGGGUGGCUUCAAACCACAGUCACUGUUCUGCAAGCCCAUCUUAUUGAUUAUCUUUAGAAGGGGCUUGGACCAGACAACCCUGCAAGCAGAGGACUGCUUUGAAUCAGUGGCAUAGCAUUGGGGAGCCCAGGGGCAGUCACCCCAGACACAAAAUUGUUAGGGGUGCAAAAUUUCAACACCCAGUGCUGCCUCAAUACAGCUACACACUUUCACAGCUGGGCUCUGUUGAAAACAGCUUCUCCAUGAAAAGCAGGAAGUGACUUCUCCAGACAAUGGAAUGGCUCAUCUUUUCUUAUCUCUGCAGCUUCAAUUUCUUGGAUGACACGGACAUUGUUAGGCAGUUGAAUGCACAAGGGCACCCCAUCCAUUUCCCUCCCACCCCAGCUCCGUGUGGCCCUGGGGACUAGCAACCCAUGUUAUGCCACUGCUUUGACUAUUAAUUCCAUAAGGGCUAACUUCUGUAAAGUCACACGGACACCUGACUGCUGGCUUGAGGCUCUCCUCUGAUCUAGGGGGAGAUCAUGCCAGAAAGUGGUGCUCCCACUCUAUAAAGUUAAAAGCAUUUCUUUUAUCUUAAUAAACAUACACUUGCAGCUAUGCCACAAUCAGACUCUGGUGCUACCAUCAGGAAGCAGUUGUGGAAAAAUGACUGCCUCUUUUGUGGUGGUAAUAGAGCAAUAGGUGCUUGAAACUGGUAGAUGGGUUUAGCACUGCUCAGGCUGAAUUGUAUUUGUUUUGAAUGUGUUUCAUCAACCACUUUGAACAUCUCCAUUUGGAGAGGAGAAUGGGAGUUAGUGCAAGUUUACUGAGAAGUAAAUAUAUCGGAAAGUCAGUAGUUCGAAUCCCCGCAACGGGGUGAGCUCCCGUUGUUCAGUCCCAGCUCCUGCCAACCUAGCAGUUCAAAAGCACACCAAAGUGCAAGUAGAUAAAUAGGUACCACUCUGGCGGGGAGGUAAAUGGCGUUUCCAUGUGCUGCUCAGGUUUCGCCAGAAGCGGCUUAGUCAUGCUGGCCACAUGACCCAGAAAAACUGUCUGUGGACAAAUGUCGGCUCCCUCGGCCAGUAAAGUGAGAUGAGCGCCGCAACCCCAGAGUUCGCGACUGGGCUUAACUGUCAGGGGUCCUUUACCUUUAAAUAUAUAAUAGGGUUUCCGUAUUCCGUAUUCCUAAAAGUGAAAAUCCGGACAAAGUUGUUGAGCUCCCCCCAUGUUGUUGAGGACGUAUGGCAACCCUACAUCUGUUGAGCAGCUUGGGGGGGGGGGGAGAUUGUUCAGCUGGUGACUACUAGAGGCUUCUUAAUUAUUUUAAAAUGAGAAAUUGUAAGAGACCAGUAGGCCCCUCAAUGAACUCUUAGUUAUUUUUUAAAAAUUAAUUUUCAAGUCUGCAUGACCAGAGAUAAGGAUGAGGAUGUAAUAAAACUUGUGUUCUCUCUUUAGGUGGAACCAGUAAAUGAAAAUGAGGAGUAAGCAGAAAGGACCCCACCACCUGUAAGUUCUCUAAUACAGAUUAUCUGCUUAAAAUAAAAAUAAAUCCAGCAGCCUUCAAUGUUAAACCCAGCUUAAUUGUAUUUUAACAAACUUGCGUAUUGACAUUAAGACAUCAUCCUUUCUCCCUAGAGCAUCAAAGGAACGGCGGAUCUAUGGGGCAGAAUUCUUAGCACUAAACUACAGUUCUCAGGAUUUGAGCAUCGUUUUGUGAGACACUGGGAGCUAUGACUGUUAAAUGAGUACAGAGCCAGUGUGUACUACAUAUUUGUGUUUUGUGUGUCUUCCUUUCUUCUAUCAUGGGGGCAGGGUGUGUGUGUGGCAGCACAGUUGGUGUUCCUAUGGGAACAGCCAAAGAAUGACUCUUAUCACCAGAAAUGGCUUCUGUUGCAGAUGAGGCAAACCUGAAAGGCUGCAUAAAAUGCUGCUCUCUAGGAUUCGAGUUACUACAUCAUAUUCUCUGUUCUUUGCACCCUCCCCAGUUUUGCCCACAACAGUCACUCUGAAUCAUGUACCCCCUGACCAUGAGCAAAGUUAUUGGUCCAUUUCCCCUUUAGGGUCUUUCUCCCCUAAGGUUUUAUGUACCUUUGAAAACACUCAAGAGUUUCCCAAGUCUGCUGAUUCCUUCUUCUUGCACGUGGGUUACAUAAGCAACAGCACUCAGAGCCCGAAAACUGGAAAUGAACAGAAGGAUGAUGUGUGUAUUCUAGCAAAUGGCUCCUAAACAUGAUUCAUGCUGACAGUCCCAGAUCAACCAUGAAUGAGAAACCUUUUGCCCACGUUUCGUGAAAUUUAUACACUGCUUGAUUGUAAAAACACACACAUCUCAAAGCAGUUUACAAAGAGAGAAAAAAACUAUAAAAUUAUCUGCAAAAACAGUUGAAAGCAAGUAUUUAAAACAUAAAUAAUAAAAUCAGCUAUAAACGAAAAGGAAAUUAAGACAUACAUCAAUGUUGCAUGUGUCUGGGUAGGCUUGUCUAAACAAAAAUGUUUGUAGCAGACACUAAAAAGAGGGCAGUAAAUGAGCAGUGGAUAUCAUGUGACACUCAUAACAGUGCCAGUCCCACAGAUCAAAGGGGCUGAGUGGGAAUAUACAAGGUAAGGCAAUCUUGAAGGUAAACCAGUCCCAAGUUGUUAAAUGUUUUAUAUAUUAAUAGAAACAACUUGAACUUGGUCUAGUAGCAAACCGUCAACAAGUGCAGAUCUCUGAGAACAGAGAUUUAUUUGCACAACUCUCAGCUUGCUGCUUUUUCUCUCUUUUCAGCAUUCACUUAAAUCUAAAGCAAGAAUUGGCCACUGGACCGGCUAUCCUGCUCCCUGCUAAUCAAAGACAACAAAUUGCAUCAUGAAACAACCAGAGUUGCCGUGGUGAUGGUGAUCAUCAGUUGCUCAUGAAUGGUUUUUGUUCUGUCUUGUCUGCUGGGUUGAGGAAAGCUUCAAAACAAUAAAAAUUAGCAAGUAUCCAA